GGUCUCAGUGUGUUGUCCUCCUUCUCCCUUCAGCCCACGUUCCUGGUGGAGUUGUCCAAAGUGUUGGCCAACCCUGGCAACACUCAGGUUGCCCGAGUGGCUGCCGGUCUGCAGGUGAAGAACUCUCUGACCUCCAAAGACCCCGAUGUGAAGACGCAGUACCAGCAGAGAUGGCUAGCCAUCGACGGCAACGCUCGCCGCGAGAUCAAGAACUACGUUUUACAGACUCUGGGCACGGAGACGUACAGGCCCAGCUCGGCCUCUCAGUGCGUCGCCGGCAUCGCCUGCGCCGAGAUCCCUGUGAACCAGUGGCCCGAGCUGAUCCCCCAGCUGGUGGCCAACGUCACCGACCCCUCCAGCACCGAACACAUGAAGGAGUCAACGCUGGAGGCCAUCGGCUACAUCUGCCAGGACAUCGACCCAGAACAGCUGCAGGAGAACGCCAACCAGAUCCUGACGGCCAUCAUCCAGGGCAUGAGGAAGGAGGAGCCCAGUAACAACGUGAAGCUGGCGGCAACCAACGCGCUGCUCAACUCUCUGGAAUUCACCAAGGCCAACUUUGACAAGGAGACGGAGAGACACUUCAUCAUGCAGGUGGUGUGUGAAGCGACGCAGUGUCCCGACACCAGAGUGCGUGUGGCGGCCCUACAGAACCUGGUGAAGAUCAUGUCUCUGUAUUAUCAGUACAUGGAGACCUACAUGGGUCCAGCUCUGUUUGCGAUCACCAUCGAGGCGAUGAAGAGCGACAUCGAUGAAGUGGCCCUGCAGGGCAUCGAGUUCUGGUCCAACGUCUGUGACGAGGAGAUGGAUCUGGCCAUCGAGGCCUCAGAGGUCUGUGCCUCGGAGCAGGGACGCCCCCCCGAGCACACCAGUAAGUUCUACGCCAAAGGGGCCCUGCAGUACCUGGUCCCCAUCCUGACCCAGACCCUCACCAAACAGGAUGAGAACGACGACGAUGACGACUGGAACCCCUGUAAGGCUGCAGGUGUGUGUCUGAUGCUGCUGGCCACCUGCUGUGAGGACGACGUGGUUCCUCACGUUCUGCCUUUCAUCAAAGAACACAUCAAACACCUCGACUGGCGCUACAGAGACGCCUCCAUCAUGGCCUUCGGAUCCAUCCUGGAGGGACCUGAACUCAACCAGCUCAAACCACUCACCAUCCAGGCGAUGCCCACCCUGAUCGAGCUGAUGAAGGACCCCAGCGUGGUGGUCAGAGACACCACAGCCUGGACCGUGGGGAGGAUCUGUGAGCUGCUUCCUGUAGCAGCCAUCAACGAGGUCUACCUGGCUCCUCUGCUGCAGUGUCUCAUCGAGGGGCUGGGAGCAGAGCCCAGAGUGGCCUCCAACGUCUGCUGGGCCUUCUCCUCUCUGGCUGAAGCAGCUUAUGAGGCUACAGAUGCUGCAGAGGACCAAGAGGAGCCCAGCACAUACUGUCUGUCCUCCUCCUUUGAGAUCAUCGUCCAGAAGCUUCUGGAGACCACAGACAGACCCGACGGUCACCAGAACAACCUUCGCUCUGCUGCCUACGAGGCUCUGAUGGAGAUCGUGAAGAACAGCGCUAAGGACUGUUACCCCGCGGUCCAGAAGACCACGCUGGUUAUCAUGGAGAGGCUGCAGCAGGUCCUUCAGAUGGAGUCUCACAUCCAGAGCACCUCAGACAGAAUCCAGUUCAACGACCUGCAGUCGCUGCUGUGUGCCACUCUACAGAACGUCCUGCGUAAAGUGCAGCAUCAGGACGCCCUGCAGAUCUCAGACGUGGUGAUGGCGUCUCUGCUGAGGAUGUUUCAGAGCACCGCUGGCUCCGGAGGAGUCCAGGAGGACGCUCUGAUGGCCGUGUCUACGCUGGUGGAAGUUCUGGGCAGUGACUUCCAGAAAUACAUGGAUGCCUUCAAGCCUUUCCUGGGUAUCGGAUUGAAGAACUACGCCGAGUAUCAGGUCCGUCUCUCUCCACCACGAAUAACAUCAUAACGCAAAGACUCCGACAGUAAAGCUGCGCGACGCAAAGACUCCGACAGUAAAGCUGCGCGACGCAAAGACUCCGACAGUAAAGCUGCGCGACGCAAAGACUCCGACAGUAAAGCUGCGCGGCGCAAAGACUCCGACAGUAAAGCUGCGCGACGCAAAGGCUCCGACGGUAA
Molecule: messenger RNA, 2138 nt
Organism: Anarrhichthys ocellatus (wolf-eel)
Lineage: Eukaryota; Metazoa; Chordata; Actinopteri; Perciformes; Anarhichadidae
Gene: kpnb1
Product: karyopherin (importin) beta 1
Exons: 13
Coding region: 370-1968 (532 amino acids)
Biological process (GO): protein import into nucleus
Molecular function (GO): protein binding
Source: RefSeq, a predicted model, not a curated record